ACGAACACGACGAAGCUCUCUCCGCCUCACUCGAUCCCGCUUCUACAGUUUAGACCCGAACACUACGGGGUGAGAGAGAGAGAGAGAGAGAGAGAGAGAGAGAGAGAGCAUAAGCUGUAUGAGAACAACGACAACAACAACAUGAUAAAAACUCUAUCUUUUUCCCCCAACCAUCGUGUUCUACGAUCCAGAGAUUAGCGGUUUCUGUGUUCUAUGAAGAAUUUGGGCAAAUGGGUGUCGAUUGGUUUCAUGUUUUAGCCAAUUCUCUCUGUAAAAAUUUGAUUUUUACGUCAAAAAUUCCGCAGAGAAUGCUUGCGUGAUGAUCCGAGGCUAAAAAUGGCCGAUAGGAGCACACAAACGCUAGGGAUCGUUUGCCCUAGACCCUUCUUCUGGCUCUUCGCCAUUGCCGCGCUCUUGUUCUUCGUCUCCUGGUUCCUCCUCCUUGACUCGACCUCUCCUCCGCAUUUCAUCGAACACAUGGUUCCCAAUCCAAAGCCCUCUUUUAAUUCAAAGACCCGAGAAGCCGAUUCGUCUCUACACAACGCACACUCUUCGUUUUCGGAUAGUAAUGGCCCCCGAGAGCACGAAACCGCGGAGUGCGAUUCCAAUAAUGCGCUUUUGAAGGUGUUCAUGUACGAUUUGCCGCCGGAGUUCCACUUCGGCUUAUUGGAUUGGAAGCCGAAGAAGGCCGGAAUCGUGUGGCCGGAUCUCGGAGAAGUUCCGGACUACCCGGGUGGCCUAAACCUUCAACAUAGUAUAGAGUAUUGGCUCACAUUGGAUCUCUUGAAUUCUCGAUCGAGAUCCGGACCGUGUGUUGCCAUAAGAGUUCUCGAUUCGCGCGAUGCCGAUGUAGUGUUUGUUCCAUUCUUUUCUUCGGUGAGCUUCAACCGCCAUUCGAAAGUUUCCCCGCCCGCGAAAGUUAGUAGGAAUAAGUUGUUGCAGGAUAAGUUGGUGGAGUUCUUAACCUCGCAAGAGGAGUGGAAGAGAUCGGGGGGCCGAGAUCAUGUAAUUUUGGCUCAUCAUCCCAAUAGCAUCUUUGAUGUGAGGUUGAAGUUGUGGCCUUGUAUGUUCAUUCUCUCUGAUUUCGGGCGGUACCCGCCGACCGUGGCCAAUGUGGAGAAAGAUGUGAUUGCGCCUUAUAAGCAUGUGAUUGGUAACUACGUGAACGAUUCGGCCGGGUACGAUGAUCGACCGACUUUGUUGUAUUUCCAAGGCGCCGUUUAUAGGAAAGAUGGUGGAGUCAUCCGACAAGAGCUAUUCUAUCUUCUUAGAGACGAGAAGGAUGUGCACUUCUCAUUCGGAAGUGCAGUUCGGGACGGGGUCAAGCAAGCGACGAAAGGCAUGCACUCGUCCAAAUUCUGCCUGAACAUCGCGGGCGACACCCCAUCCUCCAACCGCCUAUUUGAUGCCAUAGUGAGCCACUGCAUCCCCGUAAUCAUCAGCAACGAGAUCGAGCUCCCUUUCGAAGACGUCCUGGACUACUCCGAGUUCUGCGUCUUCGUGCGCGCUUCUGAUGCUGUAAAGAAGGGCUUUUUAAUUAAGCUGAUUAGGGGCAUAAGCAGGGAGGAGUGGACCCGCAUGUGGAAGAGGCUCAAGGAAGUAGAGGGCUACUUUGAGUUCCGGUACCCGUCGGAGAAGGACGAUGCUGUGCAGAUGAUUUGGCAGGCGGUUGCUAGGAAGGUGCCUGCUAUUCGAUUGAAGGUACAUAGAUUGAGGCGGUUCACUCGGUUUAAAGGUGAUGAGAAAAGCAAGGAUUUGCCUGAUGAUUAUUAUUGGUUAGGGAAGCAAGUUCCCAGCUUUUAGGACAUCAAAAUUUUCCCCACUUAGCAGUUCCUGUUUCAUGUGAUGAGAUGGUUGACCUGAGAUCAAUCUCAAAUUUUUCGUUUUAGCGAUAAACAACGAAGAUCCUCAUAGUGAAUUGACGAAAUCAUUACACAUGAUACAUAUUUGGUCGGCAGCCUCCAGCAUCUUCUCCAUUUUGUCCAUUUUCUCACAAAUUUCUAUUGAGCUUGUUCAUAACUGCAGUUUUGUGACAAUAAAUAAUUGUAUGUAAAGUUCUAGUAUUACUUGAUAGUGCAGCUAAAUGUAGUGAUUACACAUUCAAUUUAACUUGUAUUCAAAUUGAAUUGUUGUUUUGAAAUUGUUUGCAGCUAUCAAAGAAGAUCGGUUUCUGAGAA
This is a messenger RNA of Ananas comosus (pineapple), 2177 nucleotides long. Its product is annotated as probable arabinosyltransferase ARAD1. NCBI's taxonomy places the organism in Eukaryota, Viridiplantae, Streptophyta, Magnoliopsida, Poales, Bromeliaceae. Gene Ontology annotation, molecular function: glycosyltransferase activity. The transcript has 2 exons. The coding region runs from base 337 to 1803 and encodes 488 amino acids. The record is from RefSeq and is a predicted model, not a curated record.